Benincasa hispida (wax gourd) is the source of this 3180-nucleotide messenger RNA. Its product is annotated as poly [ADP-ribose] polymerase 1-like. NCBI's taxonomy places the organism in Eukaryota, Viridiplantae, Streptophyta, Magnoliopsida, Cucurbitales, Cucurbitaceae. Gene Ontology annotation, biological process: protein poly-ADP-ribosylation; double-strand break repair. The record is from RefSeq and is a predicted model, not a curated record. Gene Ontology annotation, cellular component: nucleolus. Gene Ontology annotation, molecular function: NAD+ poly-ADP-ribosyltransferase activity; DNA binding; zinc ion binding.
GAUUAGUGAUUUUAACUGACUUUUCUUCCGACUCUGCUUUCCUUUAAGCUCGGUGUCACCACUCACUCCCCCUUGUCUUCUCUGACCAAGAUUGCAUUUUUAAAGUCAAAGAUUCUCAAUUUCGUUCACAUCCCUUAACUACACAUAUGUUUGUGAUUGUGGGUGAUUGUUCUUCGGCGUAUUUUUAUGAAAAUUGUUGAGUUCAGGUGAAAAUGGCGAACCCCCAGAAGCCAUGGAAGGUUGAAUAUGCCAAAUCUUCUCGAUCCUCCUGCAAGACCUGCGAAAAUCCCAUUCAGAAGGAGAAUCUCCGCUUUGGCAAGAUGGUUCAGGCCACCCAAUUCGACGGCUUCAUGCCUAUGUGGAAUCAUGCUGCCUGCAUAUUGAAGAAAGAAAAGCAGAUCAAAUCGAUUGAUGAUGUUGAAGGGCUUGACUUAUUGAGAUGGGAAGAUCAGCAGAAGAUCAGACAAUACGUGGAAGACAGUGUAGCUGCAGUUGCUGUUACGCCUGUAGAGUGUGGUAUUGAAGUUUCACAAACUUCACGUGCUAAUUGCAAGCACUGCAAACAGAAGAUUAUGAAAGGAGAGGUCCGUUUGUCCUCUGCCGUAGAUAGUAAAGGGGCCAAGGGCCUGGCUAGGUACCAUGCAAACUGCUACAUUGAACAAUGUCCAUCUACCCAUGUCGAGAAGUUGGCCGGUUGGCAAAACCUCCCACCUUCUGACCCGGCUGCUGUUAGUGCCUUGGUGAAGAAGCCUCCAUCUGCUGAAAAAAAUGAGAAACAGACAACUUCAAAAGCUGGUAAACGCAAAAAAGGCACUGCCGAAGACCAGAAUUCUAAAGUUACUAGGGCUGUAGGAGAUGUUUCUGUAAGCAGGUCCAUGAAAAGUGCUAUUGUUUCAGCAGACCCUCAAAAUUCAUCUGAUUUAGUGAGUAAACUGGAGGCACAAAGUAAAGGACUAAGGAAACUAAAAGAUGAUCUGAUAAAGCAUGUGACAGCUGUAGAGUUGCGGGAAAUGCUUGAAUCUAAUGAUCAAGAUUCAACAGGAUCAGAGCUUGAUUUGCGUGAUCGCUGUGCUGAUGGUAUGAUGUUUGGAGCACUUGCAAAAUGCCCCAUCUGUUCUGGUUCACUACGUUACUCUGGAGGCAUGUAUCUAUGUCACAGAUAUCAGUCUGCAUGGAGCAAGUGUAGCUACUUUACUCGUGAACCAGAGCGCCUUAAAGGGAAGUGGAAAGUCCCAGAAGAGACUGGCAACCAAUAUCUUAGCAAGUGGUUUAAAUUCCAAGUAGGUGCAAAACCCAUUCGAUUAUUGCCACUGCCAUCUACUGGUAGUGCCAAUGGCAAUCAAGCUUCCAAUAGUCAAUCACAAUCAUCAAGGGCUGAAAGCUUCGCUGAGCUAAGAGUUUCCUUCUCUGGAUUAAAAGAUUCCAUGGGAGAUUGGAAGAGAAAAAUUGAGGGUGAAGGUGGAGCUGUUCAUGCCAAGAUAAAGAAAGAUACUAAUUGCUUGGUUGUGAGUGGAGACGUGGAUGAAAAUAAUACAGAAAUCAAGAAGGCAAGGAGGAGGAAGAUACCUAUAGUUUGGGAAGAGUAUCUGGUAGAUUGCUUUAGAAAACAGAAGAAGCUUCCAUAUGAUAGGUACAAAGUUGAAGCCACUGGUGAGUCCACCAGCCUGGUGACCGUAAAUGUGGAAGGGAGAAGUGCAGUGCACGAAUCUUCAGGCUUGCAGGAUACACCUUUAAACAUGUCAUACUUGUCAACUGGAAUUAAUAGAGUCUUGGCACAUUCGGGUCAGGAGCAGGAGACAUGCUUAUUACUUCAGGCAGAUGACACUCCAUUUAUUGGUUCCUCCACGGAGCGAGAUGCGACAAUGGCAUCAGGAUCUAGAUCAUGUUCGAGACAAGUCUCGAGAGGAGAAAAAAGGCGGACAAGAGGGCAUAGUCGAAACCUCGAGUUGGACCGACAUGUCAAUAUUCAUGGGAGGAUCAGGAUUGAGAUCGACGAGGAAGUUGGGAAACCAGUAUGUGCAAAUGCCACAAAGUUCAGUAAUGCCAUUGGUACCAUCGCUCGAAACACAAUUCCAUUGCGUUGUAAGGAUUGGAGUGAUGUAUCGAAAGAAGUUCGAGACCUCGUUGUAGAUCAGUUGUUGGUAACUUUACGCUUUAUUUAUGCCUUUGGGUACUAUUUAACUUGUAAAUGUUUGAUUGCACAAUUACUAUUGACUAUGCAGUCAUAUUUUGACUUUGACGUGGGAAAGAAGCAUGUAAAAAAGUACGUCCUACAAAGAGUUCAAAAUACUUUCAAGGAAUAUAGAUCGGAUUUGUACAAGCACUACCGUCGAUUUAAGGACCCAAAAGAAGCCCGUGCAUGUCCACCUAAAAGGAUAACAGACGCAACUGAUUGGAAUCUUCUAUGCAACAGAUGGGAGACUCCUGAAUGGAAGAAAAAAACGGAGACAAAUAAGAAAAGUCGAUCGAAAAUCCCUUACCUUCACCGGACUGGGUCGAAAUCAUUUGUCCAAGUGCAAAGUGAAAUGAAAAUAAAAGAGGGUCGUGAUGUUGACCAAGUGGAUUUGUUCCGCCAAAGUCAUUUUUGUGAAAAAGAUGGUUGGGUGAACAAUAAUGCCAAAGAUGCAUAUUUAGAAAUGCAAAGACUCAUGGAAGCAUCAUUUCAAGAAGACCCUACACCCAUGUCCAGUGUAGAGGUUUGUAAACAAGUUUUGGGUCAUCGAUCAGGCUACAUUAAAGGCCUUGGUUUGAACCCAAAACCUAGCUCAUCAUCCAGUGUCACGUCUUACCUACAGGACAAAAAAGAGUUGGAAAAGAAAAUGGAGAAGAUGGAAGAUGAGAUGAUACAGAUGAAGGCAAACUAUGAGCAUAUGAAGGAAACAAACGUGGCACUAACUAGUCAAUUAUCAAUGUGGGAAGGUAGAUGGGCUGAAAUCCAAAACAUGUUGGGGCGAGGGCAGGGAAAGGAUGGACAUUCAAACACUUAGGUCCAUAGUUAUGCUAUCUUCAAAGCUACUGUUGGAAAAAUGGACGAAUAGAAGCAUAAAAGCCUUUAAGAUUAAUUUAAUUUUUUCCCCUUUUGGUUGUACUUACACAACACUUUCAAGACUAUAGUGUAUUAAGUGUUGAAUAUAAUUUUGUACUAUUACGUUUCAAUAUAUCAACUUUUGUUAUAUUCAA